Neoarius graeffei (lesser salmon catfish) is the source of this 4696-nucleotide messenger RNA. RefSeq names its product junctional adhesion molecule-like. The record is from RefSeq and is a predicted model, not a curated record. Lineage: Eukaryota; Metazoa; Chordata; Actinopteri; Siluriformes; Ariidae. The transcript is spliced from 5 exons. Gene Ontology annotation, biological process: cell surface receptor signaling pathway; immune response; negative regulation of T cell proliferation. Gene Ontology annotation, cellular component: external side of plasma membrane. The coding region runs from base 12 to 821 and encodes 269 amino acids.
AAGAAUCAGUCAUGAUGAAGUGCUUGUAUCUAGUGUCUGUUGUGUUUCAUGUCGCUGCAGGCUGUGCUCUCUCUGGUGAUAAUAAUCCGGGAGAAAUCAUACGACACAAAGGUGGUUCAGUGCUGUUACCCUGCUCCUGCUCUGACCUCAACACCAAACCUCAGAAAUUCACCUGGGAGGCCAGCAGAACAGGACGUUUCACAGAAGUGUUAAAUGAUGAGCACUACCGUGGCAGAUUUCAGCUGUUUAAUAACACUUCUCCUGCUAAUCUGUCUCUGCUCCUAUCUGACCUGAGAGAAGAGGAUGAUGGAGACUACAGGUGCAGCACUGAGAGGGAACACAGAGACAUCACGCUUUAUGUUAAAGGCUGUGAGCUGGUGAAGGCAGGGUUAGAGGCGGUGACUGGGUUCACAGGAGAGUCUGUAGUUCUGCCCUGCGUCUGCACUGACCUACAGGACAAACCAAAGUCUGUACAAUGGAAGUUUAGAAGAGGAUCUGGAACAAAUUAUCAGGAAAUUUACCCUGAACAGACUGGACAUCACAGGAACAGAGUCAAACUGGUCAGUAAAAACCCUUCAAGAAACCUCUCUCUACUCAUAUCAGACCUGACUGAAGAGGAUCAGGGAGACUACAGAUGUUCUGCACAGGCUGAUUACAAAUAUUUCAGACUAUCUGUUAAAGUCAGAAGAAGAGAAACUUCAACACGCUCAAGCAAAACAGACACAACACCUCCAUCAGAACCAACAACACUGGAACAAGAUAAACCGCAAACACGCAGCAGCCUCCCUAUAGGUGCCAAAACUUUUCAUUUUAUUCAAUAAUGAAAAGGUAAAAAAAAAAACCUCAUCCCUAUUACGUUUAUUAACUUUGUUGUGUUUUAUGACAGUUUUUGGCAUUCUGGCGGUUUUAUUGUUGGUGAUACCUGGUGUAGUGACAUUUAUUUGUUGGAGACGUAGAGGUACACACACACACACACACACACACACACUGAGAUUGAUUAACUGAAAACCUUUCGAACCAGAAGCUAUCAAACCAGCAGCACUCCUGUAAGUCACUCUGGAUAAGGAAAACUAAAGGUCUUUUCUCUUUAGGAGGAAGAUGUGGAGAGAACAGGAUGACUGAAGAACGUCCAGACUGGAAGAGAAAGCAGAAGGAUCAGACUGGACCAGAUGAUACUUACUCCACUGUAACCUACAUUAACACCUGGAGCAGCGCGGGUUCAGACCAACGCUGGAGAGAAAACUGAAUACGCCAGCAUUAUAACAAACUAACCCACAGUAAAUAUCGAUCCAUUCUCAGAUAUUGUAGAAUAAUGCUGAAAACAUAUAUUAAAUACACACAAGGUUCAAGCACCAGCUUCACAAUAUUGGCUGUUUUGGGAUUAUUAUUUUGUUGUUAGAAAUCAUAUUCACAGACAUGCCUGUGUGUAAUUUGGGGGAUGGGGGCGGGGUUUCCAGAGUAUUGCGUUAACUUUACUUAUGUUAGCUAAGUGUAUUCUUCGUUUGCAACCAUGUGACCAAAACUGCUUGCGUCAUUGACCACCGCCAUGUUGGAGGAUCUACAAUAUACACAUCUAUACACAGUGGUAAGACAUACAGCGGUAAGAGUACAGACUGGAGGGUAAAGAGGAGUUACAUUUCGAAGCGUGUAGUCUCAUCUCAUCUCAUAAUCUCUAGCCGCUUUAUCCUGUUCUACAGGGUUGCAGGCAAGCUGGAGCCUAUCCCAGCUGACUACGGGCGAAAGGCGGGGUACACCCUGGACAAGUCGCCAGGUCAUCACAGGGCUGACACAUAGACACAGACAACCAUUCACACUCGCAUUCACACCUACGGUCAAUUUAGAGUUGCCAGUUAACCUAACCUGCAUGUCUUUGGACUGUGGGGGAAACCGGAGCACCCGGAGGAAACCCACGCGGACACGGGGAGAACAUGCAAACUCCGCACAGAAAGGCUCUCGCCGGCCACGGGGCUCGAACCCGGACCUUCUUGCUGUGAGAUGACAGCGCUAACCACUACACCACCGUGCCGCCCAAGCAUGUAGUCAUUUCUCAAAUCUAUUUUAAAAACAAUUUUGACUGCUUCAAAAGAGAGGUAUCUAACACACUAUAACAGAUUUAGUUAUAAAAGAGCACUCACCGGGCGAGGAGGCUGCACACUGCAAAAAAUGAUGUCUUAGCAUGUGAAAAUAUCUUAAAUAGUUGAAACGAUCUAGCAUUUCCUAUUAGAAGAAUACAAGACACCAAUUCUGAGAUUAUUAAACCUAGUUCUAGAUUGCAAUCAACUUAUUCUAAGAUGCCUUAUCAAGUAAAAAUAUCUGUCCAUGCAGCAAGAUAAUUUCACUAUUAUGAAGUAAUUUGCUCCUCAAAUUCAUUUUUCAAUUUUUUGCAGUGUAGUAUCUGAGGUAGUGGAUUAACAUGAAUCUUGUUCGAUUGACUCUGUGAUUGUUUGGGAAGAUUGUUCAAUAAUUUUGUGUUUCUUUCUGCACUCUGUAAGCCUAGCAUUUCGAGCUACUGCUUUAGUACCAUCUUUGAUUUUGUUGUGGCCCAUAUUUUGUGUUGGAGCCCAGUCUGGAUCUGUAAAAUUGGAGAGAUCAGCUGGUUUCCCUAAUGGAAAGAAAAAGUAAAAUAAAAGCAGCGUCAUCAAAAAUAUAGCUCUCUUUAAAAUGAAAUAAUCGUAGAAGCCUUUGAUUGUCGGCUCACACGCUCAAUGAUCACAGCUUUGUCACGUUUGAUAGCGGCAAGUUUCUGCACGACCAGGCUAUUAAACGAUCCAAUAUUUCUUAUAGAUUGUGAUCUUUUAUUAAUAACUAGUUCGUAGCACUUACCGUUGAUAAAAUGUUCACUGCAGACUCAUGUGGCUUUUGCUUUCUCAUCACUUACAUCAGCCCAGUUUAUGUUGGACAGCCAUUGAUGUCUACGCUCCGUGGAGAACUCUCCUGGCAUAGUGAAGAAACAAAAGGAAUUCUUGAGCAUAACAACCUCUCAAGCAUAUCUUCUAUCGUAAAUGUGCACCAUGUGAGUUUGUGUAUAUCCUCCAACAUGGCCCACUUCCGGUUUAAAGCCUCAUGCAUAAUUAGCUAUGACGUCACAUGCAAACGAAGAAUUGUUCUGCAUUGUCUCUGUCUGUUAAUCAUUUAGAAAUUGCUGAUGGACAAUCUUGCAAGUUAUGUUUUGAGUGUACAUGUCAUUUUAGAUCUUUUGUGUCCCAUUCUUAUAGCAGGUUAAGAAAUGAAAGUUCUAGAAGCAUAAUCCUGUUUUGUGUAAGAAGACUCCUAUACAUGUUCUGGUUUGUGACUUUCAUGGAAAGUUUGACGUCUCCUGACUUCAAAUCAAUCAAAUUUCAUGAAUUCUUCUUUCAAUCUUAAACUCCAGCAAAACUUUGUGUCUCUCCAACUUAUUUUUCCCAUCUGCAAAAUAUUUUCAAAACUAUUGAAUACAGGUUCAAAAUGGAACAAAAUGAUAUUUCUGAAAGUGUGAAUCAGUGUGUAAAGACCUACCUGUUCACCGAGGACUUAAAUUAGCAAAUACUUGUAUUGUCUUUUUCAUGAGGAACGAACCUCUCAACACUGUGUUUAAUCUGAUGAGACCCUUAGUCCCUGUCCUAGUGAAAUAACAUGAGGAUGUGUUUUUGAGAGACUUCUGUAAGCACUUCUGUCGGUCAUUUACAUUUAUGGCCAAAUGCCAUUCAUGUAAAUGUUCGUGUGAAACUUUUUUUUAGUCUUUUUUCAGUGUGCUUGAUCGAUACCUUACAUGCAUGUGUAUGUCGAUGUACAGUAUGUGUAGCGAAUAUAUUUAUACUUUUUGUCACAUUCUUGGAAUUAACAUGGUUUCAUGAUAUGUUUUUGAACAUUCCCUCUGAAAUGUGUGUAUUUUUGUUUUAAUGGACUAUAUUCCAGUGUUUCUACAAACCCCAAUUCCAAAAAAGUUGGGAUGCUGUGUGAAACCUCAAUAAAAAGAGAAUGUGAUGACUUGCAAGUCAUGGAAACCCUAGAUGUCAUUGAGAAUAGUACGACAUCAUAAAUGUUGAAAUUGAGAAUUUUUAUUGUUUUUUGAAAAGUAUCUGCUCAUUUUGAAUUUGAUGCCAACAACACUUCAAAAAAGUUGGGACAGAGGCACGGUUACCACUGUAUUGUAUCACCUCUACUUUUAAUAACCUGUUUGGGAACUGAGGAGACGAGUUGCUGUAGUUUUGAAAGUGAAAUUUUGUCCCAUUGGUGCCUGAUAUAUAAUUUCAGUUGUUCAGUGGUUGCUCAACUGGCAUGGACUGAAGGCAGGCCAGUUUAGCACCCAGACUUUUUUUUUUAUUUUUACUAUGGAGCCAUGCAGUUGUAAUACCUGCAGAAUGUGUUUUGGCAUUGUCUUGCUGAAACAAGCAAGGCCUUCUCUGAAAAGUUGCUGAUGUUAAUGUUGGCUGAUAUUAGUGGGGUUUUUUAUCAUUGUGUUCUGAAUGAUAAGGUGUUCAUGUUGAGAGAGAGCCUUUGCUAGUGUUCUGGUAGAUAAGGUGAUUUUGAGGUGUGUUGUGCAUCUUAGAUGUGAGGUCAACUGCUGUAAUGAUAAAGUGAAGAAUUUGAUAAAUUUUGUCGUUUUUUGAAACAACAGUUGAUAAAGUGAAGAAUUUUGAAAAAGUGAAUUCAGUAAUGAGAAAUGUAGUCUAUGUCACCUGCUGUAAAAAAUAAAAAUAAAAUAAAAAUAUUGUAA